Molecule: messenger RNA, 285 nt
Organism: Trichomonas vaginalis G3
Lineage: Eukaryota; Parabasalia; Trichomonadida; Trichomonadidae
Product: DNA binding
Exons: 1
Coding region: 1-285 (94 amino acids)
Molecular function (GO): DNA binding, bending
Source: RefSeq, a predicted model, not a curated record
AUGCCUAAGUCUCCAUAUAUCUUCUUCUGCCAAGAAAAGCGCCCACAGGUCAAGGAAGAAAACCCAGGAAUCGCUUUCGGUGAUAUUGCUAAGAAGUUAGGCGAAAUGUGGAAGAACCUUUCUGAGGAAGAGAAGAAGCCUUACAUGGAAAUGGCCGAGAAGGACAAGGAAGCUCAUAAGAAUGACCCAAAGGAGGAAAAGAAGUCCAAGAAGUCCAAGUCCAAGAAGUCCAAGAAGGAAGAAUCCGAAAAGGAAUCUGAUAAGGAAUCCGGAUCUGACGAGUAA